AUGCCCACAGCGUCUCGACGACCAGUAUCUCUACCAGCCAAAGUCACCUCUCUUAAACUACGAUGUACCGAAUUCGACGAAGGCGGUGCUAUCAAUACGACUGCGGGCGAAUUUCUAAAAUCGGAUUUCUGUCAGACCCACUCUAUAUUACCUCGGGAUUUACGAACGCUUGAUACCUAUUCUUACUAUCAGAAGCCUUCCAUUCUUGUACGUUCGAACGCUAUCCUAGUUAAUAUGGCGCAUAUAAGAGCACUCUUGAAAAGCGACAAGGUGAUUCUUUUCGACGCCUAUGGAUCGUCCGACAGUUACAACCAAAAUCUGUUCAUCUGCGAUUUGCAAGAGCGACUCGCUUCGGCAAAAGAAGGACUGCCGUUUGAAUUUCGGGCUCUGGAAGCGAUUCUGAUCAGCGUAUCGUCGUCCUUACAAUCCGAAUUUGAAGUGUUGGAAGGACCUGUCAACAAACUGCUCAGCGAUUUGGAAGAUCUGGCUGAUAUCGAGGAAUCGGUGAAUGGCGAUCGUUUGCGAGAUUUAUUACAGUAUUCCAAAAAACUGUCAAAGUUCGAGCAAGAUGCGCUUUCCAUCCGCGAUGCGAUUGAUGAAAUACUGGAGCAUGACGAGGAUCUGGCGGCCAUGUAUUUGACUGCAAAAAAGGCAGGCAAAUCCCGGGCACCAUCCGAUCAUGAGGAAGUCGAGUUGUUGUUGGAGGCCUACUUUAAACAAACGGAAGAAAUUGCCGCAAAAGCGUCCGCUUUAAGGUCACACAUGCGUGCCACCGAGGAUAUCGUACAGAUUAUUCUUGAUGUUUCCCGAAAUUCUUUAAUGUGGUUCGAUAUCCGUCUCACGAUUGUCACCUUAUCCGCCACCAUCGUCAGCGGUUACGGUGCCCUCUUCGGCAUGAAUCUCAAAAACUAUUUCGAAACCGAUCCGUUUGCGUUUGGCCUUGUGUCUGGGAUUGCCGUAGUCUCUGGAUUUGGUGCCUUUGCCGUUUCCUUGAGAAAGCUAAGGAAAUUAUCAAAAUUCACAGGCUAA
Radiomyces spectabilis is the source of this 1029-nucleotide messenger RNA. RefSeq lists its product as uncharacterized. Gene Ontology annotation, cellular component: mitochondrial inner membrane. Gene Ontology annotation, molecular function: magnesium ion transmembrane transporter activity. Gene Ontology annotation, biological process: mitochondrial magnesium ion transmembrane transport. The record is from RefSeq and is a predicted model, not a curated record. The transcript has 4 exons. NCBI's taxonomy places the organism in Eukaryota, Fungi, Mucoromycota, Mucoromycetes, Mucorales, Radiomycetaceae. Bases 1 to 1029 code for a protein of 342 amino acids.